AUGGCCCCACAGAGCGACCGCUCGCCGGACGAAGGGCAGCCCUAUUUCGGCGGCGCGGAGGACCCCACCCCAGCGGCCGGUGGGGGCUCCGCGGGCAGCCGGGACGCCUCGCCGGCCCGCACCGCCCUGGCCCCGCGGGAGGCCGCGGCCCGCAGGAAGGGGAAGGCGCGGCGGGGCCGCGGCAAGGCGCGGAACGAAGGGCUGCUCAGCAAGCAGAAGAGGAGCCGGCGCAUGAAGGCCAACGACCGGGAGAGGAACCGCAUGCACCACCUCAACUCCGCCCUGGACGCUCUCCGCAGCGUCCUGCCCACCUUCCCCGACGACGCCAAGCUCACCAAGAUCGAGACGCUCCGCUUCGCCCACAACUACAUUUGGGCGCUCACGCAGAGCCUCCGUCUGGCCGAACAGAGCCUGCCCGAGCCCACCCCGCCGCCGCCACCCCCCGCCACCGCUUCCCCCGGGCCCUGGGACUCGCCCUGCCCCGCCGCGCCACCGCCCGCCGCCCUGCGCCGCGGCCCCGCCGCCUUCCCUGCCUUCCUGUGAGCCCCCCGCCUGGCCGCUGUCCCCCCGCUUGUGGCCUUCAAAGGGCCGGCGGGGCGGGGGCUCCCCGCGCUGCGCGCCGGGGGGCGGCGGUGGCCCCGCUUCCCCCCGCCCCGUCCCGUCCCGCUCGGCUGA
Messenger RNA from Pseudopipra pipra, 675 nucleotides. It is a transcript of the gene NEUROG3, whose product is annotated as neurogenin 3. Bases 1 to 543 code for a protein of 180 amino acids. The record is from RefSeq and is a predicted model, not a curated record. Gene Ontology annotation, biological process: sensory organ development; positive regulation of transcription by RNA polymerase II; forebrain development. The transcript has a single exon. Gene Ontology annotation, molecular function: protein dimerization activity; DNA-binding transcription factor activity, RNA polymerase II-specific; E-box binding. NCBI's taxonomy places the organism in Eukaryota, Metazoa, Chordata, Aves, Passeriformes, Pipridae. Gene Ontology annotation, cellular component: nucleus.